UUAACACCAUUAACAUGUUAGUCUAAAAUAUUUUCUCCCAGGCUUUUGUCCAGCCUGCUCUGCUAAGCCCCCGAGCUGCGCUGGUUGUCCUGCACUCGUGUUCGCCUUUACCCGUUUAAAAAUAACGCGUUUCAACACGAAUUAGCUUUUAAUGAAAUGCAUUCAAAUGUUGCAGCGACAUUUAUGAGCUUUAUGUUCUGGUGUCGACUGGAGUUUUAAUCGGGUUUAUUUAUCAGUCGAGGUCUGUUGUUUUUACUAAAAGAAAACAAAAAUUCCCUGCAGUCCCACAACUGCUCAGCAGUGGGCAGUAGAGAGCAUGAUUAAAGAAUAAGUUUUAACGAGGGAAUGACUUCCUGCCUUUUUUGUGAUAAAUGGGACUAAAGACGGUUUUGUGGCACCUUACAUUUUCUAGUUUCAUAACUGUGCUGUUUAAAAUCAUUUUUAAACAGAAAAAUGCAACUUGAUCAAGUUUUGUUUGUUUUAAUUUACUAUUUAACCGGUAGAUCACAUCUCAGAUUUCUGACAAGUGCCUUUGUCUAGACUAACAUCUUGUAGGUGCAGGAGCACAGAUGUCACUUGGCUUUGUUGUUGUCUGCCUUGUAAUGCAGGUUUCGCUGGUUUGCUUUGUAAAGUCUGAGCUUUCUUUUGCCCUAGUGUGUUUUUGUUUUUUCCUCAGCAGUGAUGGAGACCUCUGAUAUGAUUUGCUGCUGAAAACAACCUUUCCUUUGGUCUCUGCAACACAGCAGCUUACAGAACCAUGGAUUCCUCUGACGAAGAGGAGUCGCGCACUUUUGUCCAAGUCAUCAGUGAGAAGUACAACCCAGAGAACUUCCCUUAUGGCCAGGGGGUCGUGGUCCUGCCCAGCCCUCCAGGGUCCCCCGUUAAAGAUCGCCUCUUCCUGCCCAGCUUUCUGGUUCUGAACAACUGUGGGAUUAGUAAGGCCGGCGACCGGUCGGACAUCGCAGCUUUCUGUGGUCACGUGUUGGAGCUGGACUUGUCCCACAAUCAGCUCAACGACUGGGGAGAGAUCAGCACAAUUGUCUCCAACAUCCCUCAACUCGACUUCCUCAACCUAAGCAUGAACCCCCUGAGCAGCGUGCAUUUGGAGCCCAGCAUGGCCGACGUCUUCUUCAGAGUCCGACGACUCGUCCUCAUCAACACACGAGUCAGCUGGGACACCGUUCAUACGCUGACUCAGCACACACCAGAGCUGAAGGAGCUGUUCCUCUGCCUGAAUGGCUACAACACCGUGUCAGAGUCCCGGGCAUCCUGCUCGUCUCUCAGCCUCCUACAGAUCACAGACAACCAGCUGCAGGACUGGGCAGAAGUCAGGAAGUUUGGGCGGCUGUAUCCCAGACUGAGUACGCUGGUUCUGGCCAAUAACAGCAUAAACUCUGUGGAAGAUACCAAGGAAACACUGGAGCAUCUAUUCCCCAACCUUCGCAGCAUCAACCUUAACAACUCAGGGCUUAGUAAAUGGGAAGACAUAGAAAAACUGACCUUUUUUCCUAAACUGGAGGAGGUGAAAGCACAGGGGAUUCCGUUAUUACAGUCCUACAGCAGCCAGGAGAGACGGAGCCUCCUCUUAGCACAGCUGCCAUCUGUGAUGGUUUUGAAUGGGAGUGCGGUGUCUCGUGGUGAGAGGGAGGACGCUGAAAGGUUCUUCAUCCGAUACUAUCAGGACUGUCCAGAACCGGAGCUUCCUCAGAGGUACCAGGUCCUUGUGUCCAAAUACGGUCAUCUGGCUCCACUGGCAGAGGUGGACCUGAGGCCCAGGUGCACUGUGGUGGAUGUUCGCUGGGGGGACCGGGUGGAGCCGGUCAGCCUCCGCCUGGAGCAUACGGUGGGCGACCUGAAGAAACAGCUAAAAGCCCUGCUGCAGCUGCCCACCAACGGCAUCAGGCUGUUCCACAUCGACCGAGAGAUGUCUUCGGUCCUGGGACCAGAGGAGCUGAAAUGUGGCUUCAGGGCCCUUCACUCCUACAGCAUCAGAGACGGUGACGAGAUCCUAGUGGUGCCCAGAGUUAAGAACCGCUGCAGCUCCUCAGAUCUUUGAGUAGACGGGGGGCUCUGGUUCCGGAUCAGUUGUGACUUACUGGAUGCUGAGCUUUAAUUCGAGUGAAAAGAAUAAUAAAGCUUCGUCUUGAAUGUAAGGAAGUAUUCAGUCCGAUAUAGAUUUAUAUAAAUACACAGACAAAAGUACAUUUGCACAUGGAACUCGAUCCGUUUACCUUCACUCAGUUUUUUAGCUCAAACUCAGAUUUAUAAGUUUUAAUCAUGCUAUGCUACAAUAAAAUGUUUUAAAGAAGAAAAUAUCAAGUGUAGGCACUUUUACAUCGAUACAAAAUGUUUUACAGAGUCGAGGUUUCAUUUGGUUAAAUCUUAGAAAAGGAUUUUUAAGAAAUCAGUCUAAGGGUAGAAUAAAUUUGUCCAAUUUUACUCCUAAACUAAUGAAGUGAAUGAAAAAUUUAUUUAGUUGAAAUGGUUAUGCAUUUCUCCUUAUUUUACCCCCCAAAGCUACAGUAGAUACAUAAAUAUAUAAUCAUAGAUUCUUCAGUUCUUAUGAUUCAAAUAAUUACAUUAAUUUCAAUUAAAGAGCUAAUCUUGCUUUAAAACGGUGCCAGAUCAUACAAAUAACGCUCUCAUCCCAGAACUAAAGGAUUUCUACAAUGAGAGAUUAUAAUCUGAAUUUAAUAUGAUCAUUUCUAUUUUUAAGGCUGCCAUUUACAUUUUAUUAUUCAUCAAGUUUAAAUUGGACAAGAUGGCUUCAUUUACGCAGCUCAUUUCCUACACAAAGGCAACUCGGUGUGCAGUGAAGUCAAAAAUAUUCGCUGAUGCUUCUUAUAUAGAAACAUGGCUGCCAUAUUUAGUGAUACAUUAUGCAAAAUGCACAGCUUUUAAAAUAAAACCACUUGAAAACUGAUUUUCAAGGAUUCAACCCAAGACUUUUUGGUUAAAUAACUAAAAAGUAGUUGCAGGUUUAUCUGUUGCAUCAAGCAACAGAUUUCUGGCACUUGUGAAUAUUUAAAAGAACCAAAUCAAGCACCAAAGCACCAUUCUGUUUGUUAGAGCCACUGAAAAGGAAAAAGGAAAAAUAAUUCUGACCGUAAUCUCAGAAUUCUGAGAAAAAUAGUCAGAAUUCUGAGAUUAAUUUUUUUCUGAGAUUAAUCUCAGAAUCUUGGUUAUUAAUCUGACAUUAAGAUCAGAAUUCUGAGAGAAAUAAAAUCCUAAUUCAGAGGAAAAGUCAGAAUUCUGAGACUAAAAUCAGAAUCCUGAGGGGAAAAUAUCAGAAUUCUGUGAAUAAAGUCAGAAUUUGGAGAUUAAUCUCGGCAAUUAAUCUUAACUUUAAGGUCAGAAUUCAGAAAAAAGUCUGAAUUCUGAGAAUAGUCAGAGUUUCUUCUGUUUUUCAGUGGCACGAAUCCUCUUCUGUAUUUUUCUGGUGAUUCAUGAAGAUCUGAACGUUUUUAGGUGUUUGUCUGCAUACAGUUGACCUUUGAAUCAUACGAAAUUUUUUUUCUUCUACAUUUUUUACAUGAGGAACAAAUCUUUCCUUAAUUCCUUUUGCUCCCUGGUUCAGGUGGUUUCACUUGACUCUAGUUAAAUAUCCCGGGAUAACCCCCGAGCCAAUGCAGAAAAGCCGUGUGUUUAGGAUUACCGCUCUGUCGAAACGCUGCACAGGAAAGACGAUCCGCGUCUGAGGGUAGCUCGGGUCUGGGACAGAAACCGAGAAGGGUCGACGCUCCAUUUACCGCCGGUCUUCUGUUUGUUGAGUCCAUGAAUGGAACGGCUCUCCCUCCCAGCAGAGGCAGCUGAGGAGCGUUGAGACCCUUUCCUGCAUGGUAACCGAGCACCGGGCUGCGGUGUCACGGAGACUUCCGCUGCGUUUAGGUUAGAACGGGUUCACAGACGAGGGUUUCCUCACCGAUUCACCCCCAGCCUUUCUUCUGUUACGCCUCACAGAGAUUCACUUUGAGACAUUUUAAAAAUGUACGUUUAGGAAAAACUAGGAUUUCACUGCGUUUUCGCACCCUUGUUGGUAGAAAAGUGAUAUUAAGUGUGAAAGACUUAGAGUCAAAUCAUUUGAAGCUGAUUUCUUUGGAGAAUUUAUCAACUUUAACUCCUAAUCUCCAUUCAAUCCUUCACAAUAAAAGUCUGGUAUGCACACAUACUCCAAAACACCAUACGUGUAUAGAGUAGUUAUUAAUACUAUUUGAGUUUUAUCAGACAACUAUUAAUAAACCCUUUUACAUUAACAUGUGAUGUUUUGAUGUACGUGUGUGUAUUUUAGACUCUUAUUGUGAAGGAGUAAAAGAAGUCCUAAGCUCCUCUUCGACACUUGUACAGAAGUAGCCAAAAAAACGGCCUCGUGUAAAUUUAUGUACUUUUUCUUCAACAUUUUGCUGACAUGGCACUAAAGUGCUUUAUCAGAAAUUUGGUGGCAGCAUUCGAAACCUUAAAAAUAAAAUCAUGUGCAUUUUUGUCCAAAUCAGGCAACAAAAUGCAGACUUUAAACGACCGCUUGUCAACAAAAUCUUUUUUAAAACAUGAAAUCUUUACAGUAUUCACUCGUAUUUAAGCUCAUUGCCUUGAUGUGUGUUCAGGUUUUUACGACUGCAAAUGCUAAUUUGAUGUUUCUGAAACUUUUUGGAUUAUUAUCAGACAUCCGGUCUGCGUGUGCGCCGUGUCCUUAAUCCCUGGUGCUUUGGUCUAAAAUGCUCUGAUUCACGUUUCUUGCACACAUUUACGUUUGUUAAAGCCUCGCCUAAAAGUAAAUGUUCUUUUUUUCUCGAUUUUGUUUUUCAGAGUUUGUGUAGUAAACAACUGGAGGUGUAAUCUGUUGUGUGUUGUGAUGAGUCGUGCAUGGGGAGUUCUGCUUUAGUUGAGGAAUUUCUUGACAUUUGGUUUAUUAUUUGUCGUGUCGGAGAGGCAGUGGAGUAGGUGGGCAUUUGUUGUUUAACAGGAAACAUUACUGUUUAUUUUCUUAUUCUCUAAUAAUGCCAAAACAUCUUUAAAAAGACAAUAUUUACAGAUUUUGAGAACUUGACUCUUUGUGUUAUUUGGAUUCUGGAGUGAGUUCAAAUGUUUCGUGUUUGGUUUUGCUUCCUGUUCUGGAUCUUGUCACUUUAAUUUCAGGUUUUAUUUUGAAAGGACAAUGCUGUUUCUAUACCUUUACUGUGUUACUGUGCUUUCUCCUAAAUAAAUUUUAACCAUCAGAA
Nothobranchius furzeri (turquoise killifish) is the source of this 5216-nucleotide messenger RNA. The record is from RefSeq and is a predicted model, not a curated record. NCBI's taxonomy places the organism in Eukaryota, Metazoa, Chordata, Actinopteri, Cyprinodontiformes, Nothobranchiidae.